This is a messenger RNA of Carassius auratus (goldfish), 1472 nucleotides long. Its product is annotated as acidic mammalian chitinase-like. The record is from RefSeq and is a predicted model, not a curated record. Gene Ontology annotation, biological process: carbohydrate metabolic process. Gene Ontology annotation, molecular function: chitin binding; hydrolase activity, hydrolyzing O-glycosyl compounds. Gene Ontology annotation, cellular component: extracellular region. NCBI's taxonomy places the organism in Eukaryota, Metazoa, Chordata, Actinopteri, Cypriniformes, Cyprinidae. Bases 1 to 1176 code for a protein of 391 amino acids. The transcript has 9 exons.
AUGAACAGGGGAAUAACACGUUUAACAGGUAUUUUGUCUAUUUUUAUCCAAAUAUUAACCUGUUCAAGACUUGUGUGUUACUUCACAAACUGGUCUCAGUACAGAGCAGGAACUGCUAAGUACCUUCCUGAGAAUGUGGACCCAUACUUGUGUACUCAUUUGAUCUAUGCAUUUGCCAUUGUAAACUAUGCCAAUAACAUAGCAGGCAGUGAGUGGAAUGAUGUGGCCCUUUACUCGACCUUCAAUGCACUUAAGAACCGAAAUCCUCACCUAAUAACCUUGUUGUCCGUCAGAGACCAGGACUCAAAACAAUUCUCCAUUAUGCUGUCCAACUGGACAAACCGGCAGACAUUCAUCAAGUCUUCCAUAGAAUUUCUGAGGAAGUAUAACUUUGAUGGGCUGGAUUUGGACUGGGAAAACAAAGGCACUUCAGAGACGCAUCUAGAAGAAAAAAUGAAAUUCACUCUACUGUGCAAGGAACUUCUGGAGUCCUUUCUAGCUGAAGGCCAGUCAAACAAAUACGUCAGACUGAUACUAACAGCAACCGUUUCAGCACAGAAAGAAGUUAUUGAAAGGAGCUACAAUAUUCCAGAGAUUUCUAAGUAUCUGGACUUUAUUAGUGUCAAGACAUUUGAUUUUCAUACAUUUAAACAUGGCUUCGCAAGACAUCACAGCCCUUUGUACAGUGGCAUCCAAGACGAGGAGGAUAUCAACUCAAACACCGAUUCUGCACUAAAAUACUGGAGAUUCCAGGGAGCUCCUCCUGAGAAGUUGUUGAUGGGCUUUGCCACGUAUGGACGUUCCUUCAUCCUCACCUCCUCUCAGAGUGGAGUUGGAGCCCCAGCCAAUAUCUUGGCUUCUCCUGGACCUUAUACACAAGAGAUGGGCCUGUGGUCUUACUUUGAAAUAUGUCUCUUCCUAAAUGGCGGGGCAGUACAAUGGAUAGAAGACCAGAAAGUUCCUUUUUCUUUUAAAGGCAGUGAUUGGGUGGGUUUUGACAAUCUGAGGAGCUUUGAAAUUAAGAUAAAAUACUUACAGGAACAUGGCUUUGGGUGUGCAUUUGUAUGGGCUCUAGACCUGGAUGAUUUUUCUGGAUAUUUCUGUGGACAAGGCAGUUACCCUUUAGUCAACCUCCUGAAGAAAUGGUUAAUCCUUGGUAAGAUUUGCAUUAAUUGAUUUGAUUUUUAGAAUGGUUAUUUAUCUUCAGAUUCUGAUAUAUAAUUAUUGAUUUGUUACAGGAGCAAAAGAUGAAUUGAAUGGUUCUAUGACUACAAACUCCUUUGCAACAUUUGGAAAGGGCUUUUCACCACUGCCAACAUGUGUGGACAUUCUCAGCUCUCUUCCUGCAUUGAAAAGUCAGUUCUGUGCAAACAGAUCAGAUGGACUUUAUCACAGAAUGGAUUCCAACUCAUUUUAUAGCUGUACUAGAGGGAUGACAAAUAUCACCUGGUGCACCCCUGCCAUUAUAAAUA